UUCCAUGCUUUUGUGAAGGUUUGUUGCUCAGGAGUAAUCUCCAAAAGACCACACGGUGUAUCAAAUCCAAGAUGCUGUAAAACCCGACCCUACAACCCAAACACUCAAGUAAGAUCAUUUAAGAAUUCCUUGAAAUAAUCUUGAGCUUUAUUUUGAGCAUGUUUAAAGCUAACUUUCUGUUUCUCAUUUUUUUCUUUUAUUUGGUAUAUUGUUAUUCCUCGCUUAUACAUUGUACCCACAUUUUUCAGAAACCUUGGACUGAGAACAAAAAUUUAAAAUAAAACUUAUUGAUCAGGCAGCGCAAAAACAUGCGUUCAAUGGGUUCAUCCACAGCACCAACACCCAGAUAGAUAUCAACGAAAUGAUUUGAUAGAUGGCGAAUUUAUACAAUAUAAACAUGAUCAGUUUAUAACUAAUCGAGAUUACAGAAAUACAUCUCAUUUUUAUUCUUGAAGUGGUGAUUUCUAAUACAUUACAGACUCGCAUGAAAACAUCGUAAGCUCCCUCCCUCGUUGAGUUAUCAAUAUUUAUGGUAGCACUAUUUCAGAUACUUCUUUAUUCACUGUUUUUAUUAUACUUGCCAUCUUUACGCUAUUAUGCCAGGGUCAUAAUAGAUGAAAUAGAGAAAUAGAGAAGCUUAGAGAAAUACUAAGAAAUCUCGAUUUAAGAAGAUAUCAAUAGAGAAAAGAGCAAGUCUAAGAUCAUUUUGCUUUUCCUGAUUCUCAUAUUUACUCGUGGUCUUCAAUUCAUAAAAUAGUAUUUAAAGAUAAAUUAGAGGAAUACACGAAACAACUUGAAAUAAAUUGAUAUUCACUUUCUCCGACGAUUAAAUUUUCAGGUAUGCUGUGGUGGUGUUAUUCAUCCCAAACCAAGCCAUGGACCGGUGAGCUGUUGUGGCACGACAGUGAUCUUCUCCAAUUAUCAACGUUGCUGCGGCAAUAGAGUGUAUAACCCAUCAACUCAGGUAGAUAAGUAUUGAAGUUUAUCUCUGACAAAACGUGCAGCUAAGGUCACCGAAAGUAAACUUAUAGAAACUUGUUGCCCAAGGAGCACUAAAAAAAAGCAUCUCCUCGCGACUAAAUUGCUUUUACAUAUGUAAGAGCAUGCAUGGAAGGGAAUCGAUAGCAAAAAUAUAUCAACUUUGAAAAUACUGCUCAGUGUCUUUCGUUUCAUCGGUGGGGUACCUUUCAGAUUAAAGCCCAAAAUUACAGACGCUUGACCCUCAUUUUGCAGACUCCCCACUGUCUCUGGCAAAAUAUUUUCUUCCACUCUCAGUACUUCUUUCCCCCUGAAAAUUUGAUUAUCGAUACUCCUCGUGUUGUCAACCCGAACUAGCAGUCUCAGUGAUAUCUUCAAAAGAUAAAGUUUAUGGUUAGCGCUGAAAUACUAUUUUCUAUGCUCUUGUGUAGGUUUGCUGCUCAGGAGUAAUCUCCAAAAAACCACACGGUGUAUCAACUCCAAGAUGCUGUAAAACCCUACCCUACAACCCAAACACUCAAGUAAGAUCAUUUAAGAAUUCCUUGAAAUAAUCCUAAGCUUUGUUCUGAGCAUGUUUAAAUUUAAUUUUCUGUUUCCCCUUUUUUCUUCUAUUUGGUUUAUGUUUAACGCUGAAAUACUAUUUUCCAUGCUUUUGUGAAGGUUUGUUGCUCAGGAGUAAUCUCCAAAAGACCACACGAUGUAUCAAAUCCAAGAUGCUGUAAAACCCGACCCUACAACCCAAACACUCAAGUAAGAUCAUUUAAGAAUUCCUUGAAAUAAUCUUGAGCUUUAUUUUGAGCAUGUUUAAAGCUAACUUUCUUUUUCUCAUUUUUUUUCUUUUAUUUGGUGUAUUCUUAUUCCUCGCGUGUACAUUGUACCCACAUUUUUCAGAAACCUUGGACUGAGAACUUCAAAAAUUUAAAAAACUUAUUGAUCAGGCAGCGCAAAAACAUGCGUGCAAUGGGUUCGUCUACAUGCAUUAAAAAUAAUGCUCAGCGGCUUUUAUUUCAGUGGCAAAACUGUGGUACCCAUCAUUGGUGGAGUAUCUUUUAAACGAACAACAAAAACUUCUGACAAACCACACAUAAACCAUCCCUGACAGAUUCGUUUUCUUCCACUCUCAGUAAUUAAUUAAUUCUUUCUAAAGCGUAUUUGAUUAUCGAUAAUCUCCGUAGUUAAAUUCCCGAAAAUUACCGUCUAUGUGAUCCAAAAUUAAGGUACGUUUUACUCUGAAAUGCUGUGUUUCAUGUUCUUUUUGGUAGGUUUGUUGCUCAGGAGUAAUCUCAAGUAAACCAUUUCGUGUAUCAAAUCCAAGCUGCUGUAAGACCACACCCUAUAACCCAAUCACUCAAGUAAGAUCAUUUGAGAAUUCUUGGAUAUGGUUGAACGCUUCAUUUUGAGCAAUUUAUAAAUUGAUUUCUCUCUUUUUCGGUUUGUUGUUUCUCUGUUUUGUUAUAUUCUAAGUCCUUGCUUGUACAUGGACCUCACACUUUCCAGAAACCUGCAGCUGAGAAAAUUAAAAAUUGAAAAUAAAACUGCUUGCUCAGCCAACACUGGAAAGAAACAAUUUAAAAUAAACCCCGGAGUGUAUCAACUCCAAAUUGUGGUGAAAACCGACCCCACCACCCAGACUCACGAGUAAAGUCAUUUGUGAAUCGGAGUUAUGGUCAUAGGGAUAAUUUUGAGAAUUUUGUUUUGUAAAUGCAAAGUCCUCGCCAGUAUAUGGAACACGUACCGUUCAAAGUCCACUCCUUUCGGUCAAAUGCAAAACGGUGACGAGCGAAAUCUCGGCGGGAUAUGGCAUUUUUCAGAACAAUAGAAAUGCAAUAUUCUGAGUUGAAAUUCAAUAAUUCAUUGUUGAUAAUUUUCCUAUUCUGACUGGCGUAAACGAGUAUAGGCGGACUUUUCCAUUAUUUUGUCUUUACAAUUCGUUGCCGUUUUGGUUUUGCCACCGAUUCUUACCACUUUCAAAUAUCAAGGGAACAAGUUUGCCUUGCCAUUAUUGCUAUAAAAUGUUUUAUCCUCCUUUUUUUUCCCUUUUAUCCCUCUCUUCAAAUGUAAUAUCUAGAUAAACGAAUGAACAAAUGAAUCAACAAAAUAACAGCUACAUUGAUGUUAAGAGGAUUGACUAGUGGACCAAGACCCAUUUUGCAGUUGCGCCGGUGCUAAAUCAAAUUCCAUUAACGGAUUUCUUAAAACAUUUUUUAUUAUAAAGAUCUUAAUUGUACUUUGUUUAACUUUUCAGGUCUGCUGUGGAGGCAGAGUAUUUACCAACAAGCUUUGCUGCGGAUCUGUACCGUAUAAUUCAAAUACCCACUGCUGCAAAUCAGGCUUCGUUCAACUUAAAGGCUGCUGCUAUGGAAACUCACCGUUUUCACCCUGUCGCAUACAACCUUGAUCGAAAUGUUGCAAUUUUACUGUACCUAAUGAUUUAGAGGUGCUUUGCUUUAGCGACACUCUAUAAACAGGUUUGUCGCCUUCAAACUUUGUGCUUGGGCCACAGCAGAUUCUUAAGCAAUGACUAUUUUAUGUACGUCGUUUUUAAUUCAAAUUAAACCUUCUCGCAGUUUUGAUCUCACUUUCUUUAGUAUGUUUAUUAUUAUCCCUUCAAUCAGGUAUCCCUCAUUGAUUACAUUUUUCUACAGAAGAUAUUACCAUUUGAGAGAUUAAAUGAGAUUGAACAUUUCAUUCCGUCACUUCCAAAGUAAAGACUCGAAAAAUAAAUUCUUAAAAUUAGAGCCGCACCAUAACCAUGCACAAACAUAUACAACCCUUCUCGCGGGUUUAUCACUUAUUAUUCAACAUUAUCUCCAUGUUCUCUUAUCUUUCCAACGUUGUGCCAAUUUCUACAAAUCGAUUCUCCCUGUUGCUUCCAGAGCGCUGACGAAUUCAGUGGAAAACUUCCGUUUAGAUCUAAUCUACGUGUUGCGUCACAAACCAACCCUCUGACAAGAUUCAAUAGAUGCACGAACAACUGUGUUCAGAAGGACCGAUUACAAGUUAAAACGGACUUGUCGUAUCGACUGUAACUUUAAUAUCUCAAUUACAUGGUUAAGAGACCAUGGUGGUAUAAUUAUGCUGAAACUAGCAAACAAAUUCUAGCCUACAAAGGAAUAAUUUUGUCUCGACGUGAAAUUUUCGAAUCAAAACCUACAAACAUCCAAGACAUCCAACGGUGUCGAGGCUCACAAUUCUGAUUUUUAAUAACUCAUUUCGUACGAUUGAAUCGUUGAAACUCAUUUUCAUAUCUUCCCCACCCGUUGGACCUCCGAUAGAUGCCCGCAUGAGAUCAGGGCCAUAUGUUUCAGUCAGUCCAAGACGGCGUCGGAUCGAUACCCAUGGGAUAUCAUAAAACUCGCGAAAUCUGAAUUUUCCCGUAGGAUUCAAGUCGUCAGUAACUUGUACUUGCAAUGUUCUAAGUUUGAAGACGUUGAACAUCGGUUUAAUUAAGCAGCUUCUACCAAUAAAUAAAUUUAAACCGCGUUAAAAAAAUACAGUUUUAAAACAUGGUCAAGCUUUGGUGGGUAUGAGAUAUUCGACAGUUUCCAGAAAACCAAAAACAGGGAAAAUAUUUGUUCCGCAAUAGCAUCGGAACUUGAACUCAUGGUUACUUCACUUGAAAACUUGACCUCUUAAGUUUCGGGUUGGAUUGACAAGAAAAGGGAUGAUGUAUGAAAUGCUUUUCAUCACGAAACUCAGACCUAAUUUUAAUGUCCAGACGGUCUCCAUACGUGUGAAACUUUGUGUUUAGCUUGUCGGUUUAAUUUUUGUUCGUUUGCUAGUUUCUCCGCUCUUAUCACCUUUGCUCUUCCUAGUAUUUAUAGUCCCUGGUUUUUAUCAUUUUUUUGACUUAGUAAUGACGUUUUAAGUAACAUCGAAAGGUCGUCGCCUUUUCUACCUUUUUUUCGCUUUUUAUAAUGGUUUUUGAAAAUGAGUUUUCGCAAAUUUUUAUUGUAAAUGUUUUUUUUAAGUCACUUCUACGUUUAAUUCUUGUGUUGGUUUUCAAACUGUUUACUGACACCGGUUCUGGCCGAGCGAUUCCUGAUCUUGGCCUCUCGUUGUGAUAAAAACAGUAUUUUCUUUUGUGCUCAGUUCUGGAAUGUACCUUCUAAUUUUUUAAUACUACAAACAGCCUUAUUAUUACAGCGUUAGCAACGAGGAAAUUUUUUUAUUCUAAACACGUCUUAUUCUAGACACCUUGGAAACUUGAAUAAAUGUAUGAUAUGCAGAAAGUUUUCCGACUAAAAGUCAACAUUUGAGACAUUUAAGGAAGAGGUGAUAUGCAGAAUUUUUUUUUUUUCGAUUGCAUGCAUUCUAACUACAAUAAUAAAUAGAGUACAAAUCUCCCACGAUAUUGUACGGUUAUUGUUCGUUACACUUGCGUGAGUUGUUUCAGCCACGCGUUUCUCACCCUUUGAGAAAUGAAUAAAGAUGUUGGAUAACAAAUAACUUAUAAAACUUUUUGGUGUGCCGGAUCGCUGAGUAUUGUUACUCGUUGUCUGUAUUUUAACUCACCAUGCAGGCUCGUCAAAAUACAGUACAACUCGUUGAUUUUUAUACGGUUUAUCGCUUUUGAAUUGCUUUUAAAAACCAUUCUAUUUGUGAUGGCAAAAUGGGAAAUUAAUUAAGUUUAUUAUACGAUAUUGCAGCUUUAAAACGGACAACAUUUAAGAACAGCAACUGAAAACAUUAAGAAUUGAAGAGCAAAAUAAAUCUGUGGAGGGCCAUAUUGAUGGUAUAUUGCCUAACUAGUCAUGCAUUCAUUUAAGGUUCAACUAUAGCUAGCCAUAAGUGAUCUUUUAUUUUGUCUUUGUUGGGCUCUAAACUGACAUCAAAUAUCUUUAUUUCUUUUGAUUCAGGAAAGCGCUAACGUCAGAGGAACAAACGCAAGGGAUGGUAAGACAAAGGUUCUUGAUGGAACGCAGUUCCGCAAAAAUCCUAAUUCUGCAAAAAUAAAAAAAAUUUUAAAAAAGUCACUUUGAAUCUAUUUGUUAUUGUUUUUUUCCAACGCUGUUGAAAGUACCGAUGGCACCUAACGAACACAGCUUUCAUGGUUGCUUCAGACAGUCCAAUCAUAUACUGGGUGAUUUAGUAUUAUCAACUGAGUUGAUAACGUAAAUUGGCCACCGUAAAGAGUUUCAAAGCUGAUGUUUUGAGUGCUAGCCAUUUGUCAGAGCGAUUGACGAAGAAGAUCGAAUCGUCGGACGUAUUACUCUGACGAAGGGCUAAACGUCAGCUUUGAAACUCUUUACGGUGGCCAAUUUACGUUAUCAACUUAGUUUAUAAUGCUUAAUUACCCUGUUAUACUCUCCCACCGACGCAACACCAUAGUUUGUCUAGAGACGUACCCGCUUUAUUCAGUCAUAUAGUGAUUGGACAUCGCAUUGUCUCAGGUGCACGUUUUUGAAAUUCUUCACCAUCGCUUGGUAUGAAAAGAAAUAUAUUAGUUAUUUCAGGAUGAGGUUGCGAUAGGCACGUCAACACACGUGGUAACGCGACGAAACACCGUUGCUGCCCAUUAACCACAAUUGUCAAGGUUGCCUGGUGUCGAUUUGCGAAGUUAAGAUAAGAGCAAGUUAAACAAUCGUCCCACAGAAGGCAAGUUUGAUUUAGGUCGAACCACUCAUAUUAGCAGCUAUUUUAAACAAAACUUUUUCCUGUUUUGAUUGCUCAUUGAUAUUACUGGCAACAUCUCGCACUCAAACCAUGUUAUGAUCAAUUGUCUAUCAAGUUCCGGGUUCGAAUUUAGGUGACGGCUUAAAAGGAGUACAGAGGGUGACUCUUAACAGUCGGAGUUGAGAAGGUAGACUUUCAACAGCUCUUCAGUUAACAAAAUGUUGAAAUGCUUCUCCAAACAGUCGACAAACCCUUUAAGUUGUCAGGUAAGCGUAUAGAUCAAGCCCAACUUUGGACAAAACUAUGCGGAAAAGAUGAACCCUCUAAAAAUUUGUCUCGUUGUUUAGGUGUGGCUUCGUAGUUCAUUUGGUAGUGAGGCCCAACGAGUAUCGAUAUCGGGAAGAAACGGGAUCGAAUCACGGCGAAGCCUAAAUUUUUUUAGGCUUCUCUUCAGCAGUCCCUUUAAUCGUAGCUCAGCCACGAGGAUCAUUGCUUUACGUUUUUUUCAUCUGCAGGUCAAAUGUUAAUUCAUUUAAAUUGUGAUUAGUUUGCACACUUUUAACGAGAACUUUAAAUAGCGCCCUAAUUCUAGAUGAGAGCCACUGAAAGGAAAUAAAAUUGAGGAGAAAAGGGUUACUCGGCAUUACCUUACUUUGAGGGUAGCAAUGUAAGGUCAGUUUAUAGAUCGAUCGUUUUUACUUUUAAAAUUUGUUUAAAAAACUCCUCAGUUACGCACACAAAGCGGAAAAGUUUGCUAAUCUUUUGCAACCGUUAUUUGGUCUCGUCACGCAAUGGCUCUCUCUCCAAUUGAGAAUAGAGGGCGUUGUGUGACGAGACCAAAAAACGGCUGUGAAAGAGACCGCAGUAUGCGUAGCACCGAUACAUUUUAUUUUUGAUGAGAAGUACUUAUACAAUAAAGACAAUAGACCACAAAAUACCUGUGUGAUUUAAGAUAAAUUAGGUUUUUUCUGUUUCUCUUAAAGUGAAGUAAUGCGAUAUUUUCGUUCUUUUGAAAGUUAUGAAAAUCAUAGGAAUACAAAGUGUCCCAGCUCGACCUACGCAGCUGAGAAAAUAACUUGUAUGCUACGCAUGCCUAUGUUUAACAGAGCAAAAUUUCUUUGCUGUAUAUAUGAAAUUCUUUAUUGACCAAACUUUUUCGGUCAAGAUGGCUGGAAAUUUAUUAAAAAUUUGUUUUAUGGUAUAGCCCCAAGUUUGAAACAGGCAUCGACUAAACAUUCUCAUGGAGCUUGAUCUCGUGAUUUGUUUUAUUGCAUUACAUUAAGGACCCGCGCUGAUUUUUCGCAAUUAAGGGUGCCACAAAGAAGGAUGCACAUUGGAAUUCCAAUGAGCAAAACAGCGUAAUUAACGUUACAUGGUUCUGAUCACAGCAGGAGCCUUGGAGACGUUACCAAAAGCAAGUGCUAUUUUUUGUUAUUUCCUGGAUGUAAUAUUGCUGUUUUUUUCUCCAAAGAAAAAGUUUUGAGAUUAUGUUUGGGUUACCAUAGUACUGCGUGGGUACAGCACUUAAGAGUUACUGGUGCGUGCAGCGAAAGUAUUCUUUUAGCGGCGAUUGUUUGUAAUAAAGUAUCCAAUGUAAUAUGCUGGAAACUAAUGUUUGCGGUUCAUUCUCUAAAAAACCUUUUUUAUGUGUUCACCGCCUUAUCGAUAUCUGCUGAUUGUAAAAUCAAAUAUGCACACAUGUUCUGCUAAUUUGUGUGAAAAUCAGGUGCUGUUGGUGACUAAAUUUGCCGCUAAAUAUUGCACUUGCAGACAGUCCUUCUGAUUUCUAUGCUUGGGAAUCUCCAGAUAAAAACAGCAAAGAAUUUAUGAGACUUGAUCUAAUAGUGCAAACAAACAUCAAUAUAUCUCCAUCAGAUUUUUACACAAGUAAACUAAAUGAUAGGCACCAAGAGCUCUGAUAUUGCUUUUGUGCUGCUAAGAAAAAACGUGGAAAAUUUAGCUUAUUCAAAACAAGUUUUACUCAGGAACUUUGACUAAAUGUGCGAUGUGAAGAAAAGUUCUUUACUAAAACCGAACGUUUAGUACAUUUAAGGUAGAGGUGACGUGAAGAUACUUUUUGGUUGUGAUAUCUCACGAUGUUGAAGUCCAGUGACUAUUAAGUUCAAAUGUAUACUAUUUAUUGCCUUUGUAUGCCCGGCAUGAAACCGUUUUACUUGUAAUGACAAUAUUAGAGAAUUAAGCUUUAACGAGAGAGAGUUAUCCUAUAAUAUUUUCGCUCGAAAUCAAGCAAAAUUCGGGAACGGCAAGAAAAAAGUACUUUGGAGACCAAGCUUCUCUUUGAUAUUGAAAACACAAAUCAAACUUAAUGAUAAAUAUUUGGAAGACCUAAUGAUAUGUUCCAAUUAAGAAUCAACUGCCUGCAAUAAAUCUCUAUUGUAUUUCAAAGUCUUUGUUUGACUCGAAACUAAAAUAAAACAAAUCUAAUUUAGGAAAGCGCUGACAAAACAGGAACAAAAGCAAGGGCUUGUCAGGCAAAGGUUCUAGAUGAAAUGGAAUUUCGCAAAAAUUCUUAUUGAACAAAUUAAAAACACAGAAGUCGAAAGCUUUAAAUCCACCUUUUCAGUUUAAUAUAACACCUAUAAUAUGUCGCGAUAAUAUAGCACCUAUCGAACACAGCUAUGUCUGAUUGGAAAUCGCAUCGUUCUAGGUAAAAUCUUUGAAAUUUUUCAUUAUCGUCCUGCAUGGAAAGAAAUCACCUGAUUUCCUUUAUUUCAGGAAGGGGUCAGACUAUUAAGGCAGCCUAAGCACGUUGAAAAAAAGGAAAGAAAAUCAGUAAAUUUGGACUCAACACUCUUUCUGCAAACGCCGCAAAGCAGCUAGUGUUAUGUAGUUAGGGCAUUAAGUGCGUGAUUCAGCAAGUUCAGCUAACGUCAAACUAACACUCAAAUAUGUGUUUGUUCAUUUGAUAUUAAUAUCCGCCAACAUCUAGCAUUAAACCAUGCAAUGUUCAGUUGUCCGUCAAGUUCCAGUUUCGAAUUCCAAUGACAACGUAAAAGAGAUCGCGGUGAGUUGCAAAAACCAGUCGGAGUUGCGAAGGUUAGCUCUCGACAGCACUUCAUUAAACGAAGGUAAGUAAGUGCUUCAUCGUUGUCACAAUACUAGUUAUGUUAAGCAAAUUUACACUUUUUUUAACAAGCCAAGAAAAGAGUUCUCAAUUUUCCAUUUGUGUGUUUGCCAAUAAUUCGCCAAAGUCAACUUCCUUCGCUGACCUCGUUAGUAAAAUUGGACAGAAGUUUCUUUGCAGUUUAGAUGAGUGUUGAGAACAAAAGUGAAAUGAGGUGAACGUGGAAUAGUAAAUUUUGUCCAUAAACGCUAGCUGGUUAUCGAUUUAAAGGUAAUAAAGGGCGUUAUAAUAAAGUUCGGAUAUAACGCGUGCUGUCAUUGGUUGAAAGAGCGUGCUCUAUGAGAGUAUAGAGCAUAGAGCUGAGCUAAAGCUGUCACGCCAUCUGUCAAAUUGCACUAUGUUCGACCUUUUCCGGGACUUCUUUUUAGCUCUUUUUCCGAUAACUGAAAGUGGAAUUUCGGAACUGAAGCGAGCCGGCAAGUAGCAACAGAAGAACCAAACAAAGGUUUGUAAACAUACCAGGCGCCGUAAUUUACGUGAUUAAAACGUGAGCAGAUGCGAAAAUCCAAAAGGAAAAACAAAAUAGACAUUCCGAGUUUUAAAGAUUUUCACGCUCAGUUAGAUUGCAAGCUUACGUACGGUAAUAAAAAUCAAACACAGCUAACACUCGUAUAGUAUAUAAAGUUCAGUGUUCAAAAACAAAACAGAACAAAACAGAAAUGAUGAAAAAUAUAACCAAACUGGCAUAACUGUUAAAAUUCAUACUAAUCAUGACGGUGUCUGAGCGAAUAUGAUCAUGCUGAAGUUCAUCGCGGCUCGCUCAUCAUGGCGAUCUCCGGUCAUCACGGUAAAGCAAGCCUCAGAAACUACAUCGGCCGGCCUUCGAGUGAAAAAAUAUGAGCUUGCUCUGAUAUCCUUUCCGAUGCGUUGGGUGGAAAGUCACAUCAGUCACUGCAACCGAGUUUUGCGGCGCUGCCAUCCCGAGCGAUCUUCAUGUUCCGGUGAAUUCGGCUGUCGUUCCUUCAAAAAACACUCGCCUUGAACAGUUUGUUUUCUACCUUGUCAUGCAGAAAAACUCACGUGUUUUUAUGAGCCAUAAUUCGGCUGUAGUUCACUGAACAUUUCACUUCAGGAUUCUGUAUUAGAGACUUAAAAACUUCAAGCAAAAGUGUUAAAUUCGACUUGCCGAACUAUUUUAGUUUGUAAACUAUCGUAGAAUGUGAACUUUGAUGGUUUUGAACUUUGAUGGUUUGACACUUUUGACAGCUUUAGUCUUGUACAGCCAAUCAGAGUAUUUGAACCAUUCUAUCAGGGAUUCUGAUUGGCUUAUUGUAGCGUGCUUUAUGAGAGUAUAGAGCAUGCUGACGACACUGUUGUUCGCUUUGGAAAUAAAGUUUGUUUUGGAAAUUGAAAGUAAUGCUUUGGUACUUUAACGGAUCCUUUAUUAUAAAACAAAUAGAGAAGCCUUGACUGUGCUCUUUUCUGUUAUAAAGCACUUAGGAAGCGGCUAGAGCACUCAAGAAGUGGGAAGAAACACUCGACUACGUCUCGUGUUUCUCCCUACACUUCUUUCGUGCUCUAGCCGCUUCCUGCGCGCUUUAUAACAGAACAGAGCACAGUCAAGGCUUCUCUAUUUGUUAACUAAAGUUGAAAAUUGAAGAUGAGUUUGGAUACUGGCCAUAUCACGACCAUAUUACGAUUGAAAAAGAAUGGAAUGCAGAUGAAUCCCUAAUCAUUAAAAUCUGCUUUAAUAUACAGCUGAGCCUUUCUGUUGCCUCCCAACAUAUUUCGGUGAUAUAUCGAUUAUCAUUGAAAUCAUUUAUUUUCUUACAACAGAGUGCGUAAGUUUUUAAAGAAAAUCUGGUGUUGCGUAAAUGGUGGGGAAUAACAUGAUAAUUUGGUUUUAUCACCUGAGUUAAUAACGUAAAUUGGCCACCGUAAAGAGUUUCUAAGUUCUUGAAGCUGGCUUGGUUGGUGAAUGAAGAGAAUAAAAGUCAGCCUGGUGUUAGUUCAUUUUAAGGAUUGCUCAGUCAUUUCAAUUUCAAGACUACUCGCCACUUUUAGAAUUUUAUAUUCAAUCGAAAAAAAUAUGUUUUAUUAGCUGUUCAGUGACGCACAGGAGGCUUGUGAAUCUUUUUGGUCUUUGGAUUGCAAAAUUUUGUUCUGUCCGUGCAAACCUAAAGCAAAUGUGGCAUUUACCCCAUUUGCACCACAUUUGCUACGGCUUUGGACCAGAUUUGAUGACAUUUGCACUGCGCAAAUAUGAUGCAAAUCCGUUUUUUUCGUCCAGUGAGAUGAACUUAUUAUUUUCACUCAUCUGUUCAUUUCAGAAAUUCCUUUUGUGCUAAUUCAAAGACCAGGCAGAAACCGACCAUCAUCAUAGAGUCAACAUGACACAUGUCAACUGUCUGUUGGGAGUCGUCGUUUUUGUCCUUCUGGGUAGGAAGUAAACUUUUGAUCAGCAUUGAUCAUCUUCCUUCUAAUUAUAAAUCAGCGAUCCUCGGAUGGCUAUAGCAGUAAUAAUCCGGCCGUCUGGCAGUGGUUACAUUUGGACUUAUCCGAGUGCUCGAAAACGUAGGAGCAAAAAUUAUCUUUGAUAUUUUCAAGAUUCUCAACUAGAUGGUGACCGAAGCUAAAAGAAUUUAGAGUGCUUUUCUGCUGAGUCGUAAAACCAAAGCCUCAACAAUCUCGACGGCUAACAAGAGAGAGAAGAAAAUUGUCAGAAAGAGCUAACGAGAGGUCAAAGAGUAGGGAAACACGGGUUACAAUUGGAAUGGCUUAUAGUUUUCUGCCAAAAUUAAAUUUUGAGUCGGUUCAUUGCCUCACGUUCAUUUCAGUAGUUAAUAAACAUUGUUUCUUUUUUUAAAGCCAUAAAGGUCCUCUGUCAGGACCCUAUUGAUCAAUCUGAACACGAGAAUUUGAUACUACUUUGUGAUCCGCACCGCACGAACGGUCACUGCUGUGGCGGAAUAAGUUAUCAUCCAUUUUCACAGCUGUGCUGUUCAGGCGCUAUUCAACCGGUUAGUGGUCCUCAAUACUCUUGCUGCGGGAAAACUUUCUACAAUACUGGAACACAGCUCUGUUGCUCAGGUGUCGUGAGACCAAAGAGUCACUCACAAAACGCUUGCUGUGGAACUUCAGCUUACGACACUACUAGACAGAUCUGUUGUAUUAGAUCCAUCUUUCCAAAAUUCUACGGCAGAACUCUUGCCAAAUGUUGUAGGUAAGAACGCAUUUUAAAGGCAAUUUUAUACGUAGAAGCCAGUUUACUCACUUGAGGGGUCUCAGGUUUUCGUUUUUGUAACAUCAUUUUGUUAAUGGCUGCGAUAAACUUGUAAGAUGAAUAAGUUGUUCGGUAUUUCUUCGUCUUCCUUUAACAGUGUCAUUGUAAAUUGGCAGUUUCUUCUUUUGUUGAAACAUGCGAUCGCCUUUGUGUGCUGAUUGCCUGGUUUGAUUCUUCCACAUUAAAUCCAUAUGAUACGUACAAAUUACCUCACUUUAAACGGUCAAGAUCUGCAGGAUGACUUGAGCGGUUUCGAAAAUAAGCGCCAUCAUUUCGAUGGAUUUUAUCAGGGUUUUUUUGCAUUUCAUUCGGGUUUUCUGAUACCAAGUAUGAAUUAUGUUCAUGUAGCCAUAACCAGACGAGUACAAAUGCAGUAUUAUUUGAUCUGAAUUAACUUCUUUCAAGUUAUUUUAACAAUUUUUUAUUUUCAUUCCCCGUGAUAAAUACUCUGCAAAAGUGCUUUUUUUUCCAACUCAAAUCUAAAGCAGAACUGUUAAGUAGAGUAAAAUACAAAUCCUUAAAAAAUUUUUCCCUUUAGCUCUGGAUCCUACUACUUUACUUUUGUACUCUUGCAUUAAUCCUUAUUGUUCAGAAAAAUGUUUCUUUCGUCUUGUCAUGCGUCAGCGUGGAACAAAGAAAAUUCUGAGCAAGAUAGUAAAUCUCAAUCAGGAAUCUUUUUUGGGGGUCUUUAGAUCUUCACGCUAUAAUCCCACUACCCAAGGAUGCUGUGCUUGGAGAAAGCCAUAUUCUACCUCUACUCAACUCUGCUGUGGAGGAACAGUUGUUCAGAAAAUCAAAGGCUCUGCCUGCUGUGGAAAAAGAGUUUAUGACACCAACACCCAGGUAGAUAUCAACGAAAUGAUUUGAUAGAUGGCGAAUUUAUACAAUAUAAACAUGAUCAGUUUAUAACUAAUCGAGAUUACAGAAAUACAUCUCAUUUUUAUUCUUGAAGUGGUGAUUUCUAAUACAUUACAGACUCGCAUGAAAACAUCGUAAGCUCCCUCCCUCGUUGAGUUAUCAAUAUUUAUGGUAGCACUAUUUCAGAUACUUCUUUAUUCACUGUUUUUACUAUACUUGCCAUCUUUACGCUAUUAUGCCAGGGUCAUAAUAGAUGAAAUAGAGAAAUAGAGAAGCUUAGAGAAAUACUAAGAAAUCUCGAUUUAAGAAGAUAUCAAUAGAGAAAAGAGCAAGUCUAAGAUCAUUUUACUUUUCCUGAUUCUUAUAUUUACUCGUGGUCUUCAAUUCGUAAAGUAGUAUUUAAAGAUAAAUUAGAGGAAUACAUGAAACAACUUGGUGUUGGUGGUGUUGUUCCAAACCAAGCCAUGGAUCGGUGAGCUGUUGUGGCACGACAGUGAUCUUCUCCAAUUAUCAACGUUGCUGCGACAAUAGAGUGUAUAAUCCAUCAACUCAGGUAGAUAAGUUUUGAAGGUUAUCUUCUGACAAAACGUGCAGCUGAGGUCACCGAAAGUGAACUUAUAGAAACUUGUUGCCCAAGGAGCACUAAAAAAAAGAAUCUCCUCGCGACUAAAUUGCUUUUACAUAUAUAAGAGCAUGCAUGGAAGGGAAUCAAUAGCAAAAAUGCAUUGACUAUGAAAAUACUGCUCAGCGUCUUUCGUUUAAUCGGUGGAGUACCUUUCAGAUUAAAGCCCAAAAUUACAGACGCUUAACCCUCAUUUUGCAGACUCCCCACUUUAACACUCAAGUAAGAUCAUUUAAGAAUUCCUUGAAAUAAUCCCGAGCUUUACUCUGAGCAUGUUUAAAUUUGAUUUUCUGUUUUUCAUUUUUUUUCUUUUAUUUGGUUUAUGUUUAACGCUGAAAUACUAUUUUCCAUGCUUUUGUGUAGGUUUGUUGCUCAGGAGUAAUCUCCAAAAGACCACACGGUGUAUCAAAUCCAAGAUGCUGUAAAACCCGACCCUACAACCCAAACACUCAAGUAAGAUCAUUUAAGAAUUCCUUGAAAUAAUCUUGAGCUUUAUUUUGAGCAUGUUUAAAGCUAACUUUCUGUUUCUCAUUUUUUUCUUUUAUUUGGUAUAUUGUUAUUCCUCGCUUAUACAUUGUACCCACAUUUUUCAGAAACCUUGGACUGAGAACUUCAAAAAUUUAAAAUAAAACUUAUUGAUCAGGCAGCGCAAAAACAUGCGUUCAAUAGGUUCAUCCACAGCACCAACACCCAGAUAGAUAUCAACGAAAUGAUUUGAUAGAUGGCGAAUUUAUACAAUAUAAACAUGAUCAGUUUAUAACUAAUCGAGAUUACAGAAAUACAUCUCAUUUUUAUUCUUGAAGUGGUGAUUUCUAAUACAUUACAGACUCGCAUGAAAACAUCGUAAGCUCCCUCCCUCGUUGAGUUAUCAAUAUUUAUGGUAGCACUAUUUCAGAUACUUCUUUAUUCACUGUUUUUAUUAUACUUGCCAUCUUUACGCUAUUAUGCCAGGGUCAUAAUAGAUGAAAUAGAGAAAUAGAGAAGCUUAGAGAAAUACUAAGAAAUCUCGAUUUAAGAAGAUAUCAAUAGAGAAAAGAGCAAGUCUAAGAUCAUUUUACUUUUCCUGAUUCUUAUAUUUACUCGUGGUCUUCAAUUCGUAAAGUAGUAUUUAAAGAUAAAUUAGAGGAAUACAUGAAACAGCUUGAAAUAAAUUGAUAUUCACUUUCUCCGACGAUUAAAUUUUCAGGUAUGCUGUGGUGGUGUUAUUCAUCCCAAACCAAGCCAUGGACCGGUGAGCUGUUGUGGCACGACAGUGAUCUUCUCCAAUUAUCAACGUUGCUGCGGCAAUAGAGUGUAUAACCCAUCAACUCAGGUAAAUAAGUAUUGAAGUUUAUCUCUGACAAAACGUGCAGCUAAGGUCACCGAAAGUAAACUUAUAGAAACUUGUUGCCCAAGGAGCACUAAAAAAAAGCAUCUCCUCGCGACUAAAUUGCUUUUACAUAUGUAAGAGCAUGCAUGGAAGGGAAUCGAUAGCAAAAAUAUAUCAACCUUGAAAAUACUGCUCAGUGUCUUUCGUUUCAUCGGUGGGGUACCUUUCAGAUUAAAGCCCAAAAUUACAGAAGCUUGACCCUCAUUUUGCAGACUCCCCACUGUCCCUGGCAAAAUAUUUUCUUCCAUUCUCAGUACUUCUUUCCUCCCCGUGGAUAUUUGAUCAUCGAAACUCCCCGUGUUGUCAACCCGAACUAGCAGUCUCAGUGAUAUCUACAAAAGAUAAAGUUCAUGGUUAGCGCUGAAACACUAUUUUCCAUGCUCUUGUGUAGGUUUGCUGCUCAGGAGUAAUCUCCAAAAAACCACACGGUGUACCAAAUCCAAGAUGCUGUAAAACCCGACCCUACAACCCAAACACUCAAGUAAGAUCAUUUAAGAAUUCCUUGAAAUAAUCCUAAGCUUUGUUCUGAGCAUGUUUAAAUUUAAUUUUCUGUUUCCCCUGGUUUCUUCUAUUUGGUUUAUGUUUAACGCUGAAAUACUAUUUUCCAUGCUUUUGAUCAUCGAAACUCCCCGUGUUGUCAACCCGAACUAGCAGUCUCAGUGAUAUCUACAAAAGAUAAAGUUCAUGGUUAGCGCUGAAACACUAUUUUCCAUGCUCUUGUGUAGGUUUGUUGCUCAGGAGUAAUCUCCAAAAGACCACACGGUGUAUCAAAUCCAAGAUGCUGUAAAACCCGACCCUACAACCCAAACACUCAAGUAAGAUCAUUUAAGAAUUCCUUGAAAUAAUCUUGAGCUUUAUUUUGAGCAUGUUUAAAGCUAACUUUCUGUUUCUCAUUUUUUUUCUUUUAUUUGGUGUAUUCUUAUUCCUCGCUUGUACAUUGUACCCACAUUUUUCAGAAACCUUGGACUGAGAACUUCAAAAAUUUAAAAAACUUAUUGAUCAGGCAGCGCAAAAACAUGCGUGCAAUGGGUUCGUCUACAUGCAUUAAAAAUAAUGCUCAGCGGCUUUUAUUUCAGUGGCAAAACUGUGGUACCCAUCAUUGGUGGAGUAUCUUUUAAACGAACAACAAAAAUUUCUGACAAACCACACAUAAACCAUCCCUGACAGAUUCGUUUUCUUUCACUCUCAGUAAUUAAUUAAUUCUUUCUAAAGCGUAUUUGAUUAUCGAUAAUCUCCGUAGUUAAAUUCCCGAAAAUUACCGUCUAUGUGAUCCAAAAUUAAGGUACGUUUUACUCUGAAAUGCUGUGUUUCAUGUUCUUUUUGGUAGGUUUGUUGCUCAGGAGUAAUCUCAAGUAAACCAUUUCGUGUAUCAAAUCCAAGCUGCUGUAAGACCACACCCUAUAACCCAAUCACUCAAGUAAGAUCAUUUGAGAAUUCUUGGAUAUGGUUGAACGCUUCAUUUUGAGCAAUUUAUAAAUUGAUUUCUCUCUUUUCGGUUUGUUGUUUCUCUGUUUUGUUAUAUUCUAAGUCCUUGCUUGUACAUGGACCUCACACUUUCCAGAAACCUGCAGCUGAGAACAUUAAAAAUUGAAAAUAAAACUGCUUGCUCAGCCAACACUGGAAAGAAACAAUUUAAAAUAAACCCCGGAGUGUAUCAACUCCAAAUUGUGGUGAAAACCGACCCCACCACCCAGACUCACGAGUAAAGUCAUUUGUGAAUCGGAGUUAUGGUCAUAGGGAUAAUUUUGAGAAUUUUGUUUUAUAAAUGCAAAGUCCUCGCCAGUAUAUGAACACGUACCGUUCAAAGUCCACUCCUUUCGGUCAAAUGCAAAACGGUGACGAGCGAAAUCUCGGUGGAAUAUGGCAUUUUUCAGAACAAUAGAAAUGCAAUAUUCUGAGUUGAAAUUCAAUAAUUCAUUGUUGAUAAUUUUCCUGUUCUGACUGGCGUAAACGAGUAUAGGCGGACUUUUCCAUUAUUUUGUCUUUACAAUUCGUUGCCGUUUUGGUUUUGCCACCGAUUCUUACAACUUUCAAAUAUCAAGGGAACAAGUUUGCCUUGCCAUUAUUGCUAUAAAAUGUUUUAUCCUCCUUUUUUUCCCCUUUUUUCCCUCUCUUCGAAUGUAAUAUCUAGAUAAACGAAUGAACAAAUGAAUCAACAAAAUAACAGCUACAUUGAUGUUAAGAGGAUUGACUAGUGGACCAAGACCCAUUUUGCAGUUGCGCCGGUGCUAAAUCAAAUUCCAUUAACGGAUUUCUUAAAACAUUUUUUAUUAUAAAGAUCUUAAUUGUACUUUGUUUAACUUUUCAGGUCUGCUGUGGAGGCAGAGUAUUUACCAACAAGCUUUGCUGCGGAUCUGUACCGUAUAAUUCAAAUACCCACUGCUGCAAAUCAGGCUUCGUUCAACCUAACAGCUGCUGCUAUGGAAACUCACCGUUUUCACCCUGUCUCAUACUACAUUGAUUAAAAUGUCGCAAUUUUACUGUACCUGAUGAUUUAAAAGUGCUUUGCUUUAGCGACACUCUAUAAACAGGUUUGUCGCCUUCAAACUUUGUGUUUGGGCCACAGCAGAUUCUUAAGCAAUGACUAUUUUAUGUACGUCGUUUUUAAUUCAAAUUAAACCUUCUCGCAGUUUUGAUCUCACUUUCUUUAGUAUGUUUAUUAAUAUCCCUUCAAUCAGGUAUCCCUCAUUGAUUACAUUUUUCUACACAAGAAAUUACCAUUUGAGAGAUUAAAUGAGGUUGAACAUUUCAUUCCUUCACUUCCAAAGUAAAGACUCGAAAAAUAAAUUCUUAAAAUUAGAGCCGCACCAUAACCAUGCACAAACAUAUACAACCCUCGCCGGUUUAUCACUCAUUAUUCAAAACUAUCUCCACGUUCUCUUAUCUUUCUAACGUUGUGCCAAUUUCUACAAAUCGAUUCUCCCUGUUGCUUCCAGAGCACUGACGAAUUCAGUGGAAAACUUCCGUUUAGAUCUAAUCUACGUGUUGCGUCAUAAACCAACCCUCUGACAAGAUUCAAUAGAUGCACAAACAGCUGUGUUCGGAAGGACCGAUUACAAGUUAAAACGGACUUAAUAUCUCAAUUACAAUUACACGGAAUUAAUAUCUCAAUUACAUGGUUAAGAGACCAUGGUGGUAUAAUUAUGCUGAAACUAGCAAACAAAUUCUAGCCUACAAAGGAAUAUUUUGUGUGGACGUGAAAUUAUCGAGUGUAUAAUCAAAACCUACAAACAUCCAAGACAUCCAACGGUGUCGUGGCUCACAAUUCUGAUUUUUAAUAACUCAUUUCAUACGAUUGAAUCGUUGAAACUCAUUUUCAUAUCUUCCCCACCCGUUGGACCUCCGAUAGAUACCCGCAUGAGAUCAGGGCCAUAUGUUUCAGUCAGUCCAAGACGGCGUCGGAUCGAUACCCAUGGGAUAUCAUAAAACUCGCGGGACUGAAAAAACGAUAUGAGAAGUAACGAAAGGCUAACAGUCGAAACUUCAUUUUAUAACGACUAAUUCACAUUGUUACCCUAACUGAUAAAAGCAAACUUUAUGGUUAAGUGAUAUUCAACAACUCAGGGCUUCUCACUGUUUCCAGAGUAACCCUGUUGAUGUUGGCUUAGUGAAAGAUCACCUUCCUUGAAAAAGGUAUCUUUGCUACUGGCUGAUUUUGUGUGAUUUUUAUCUUAUGCUAUGUGCACAUCAGCAAAACAUGCUUAGUUAAACCGAAUUUAAGUAAAUUAAAAUCUGAAUUUUCCGUAGGAUUCAAGUCGUCAGUAACUUGUACUUGCAAUGUUCUAAGUUUGAAGACGAUGAACAUCGGUUUAAUUAAGCAGCUUCUACGAAUAAAUAAAUUUAAACCGCGUUAAAAAAAUACAGUUUUAAAACAUGGUUAAACUUUGUGAAUGAAGUGAUCCUCGCAGUAAUGUGCACUACUUAGGCAGUAGUGAAAAUAAGGCCUGAAAAAAUUCAGGCCUGUACGGUGGGUAUAAGGUAUUCGACAGUUUCCAGAAAACCAAAAACAGGAAAAAUAUUUGUUCCACAAUAGCAUCGGAACUUGAACUCAUGGUUACUUCACUUGAAAACUUGACCUCUUAAGUUUCGGGUUGGAUUGACAAGAAAAGGGAUGAUGUAUGAAAUGCUUUUCAUCAAGAAACUCAGACCUAAUUUUAAUGUCCAGACGGUUUCCAUACUUGUGAAACUUUGUGUUUAGCUUGUCGUUUUAAUUUUUGUUCGUUUGCUAGUUUUUCCGUUUUUAUCACCUUUGCUCUUCCUAGUAUUUAUAGUCCCUGGUUUUUAUCAUUUUUUUGACUUAGUAAUGACGUUUUAAGUAACAUCGAAAGGUAAUCGACUUUUCUACCUUUUUUCGCUUUUAAUAAUAGUUUUUGAAAUUGAAUUUCGCAAAUUUUUAUCGUAAAUGUUUUUAAGUCACUCCUACGUUUAAUUCUUGUGUUAGUUUUCAAACUAUUUACUGGCACCGGUUGUGGUCGAGCGAUUCCGGAUCUUGGCCUCUCAUUGUGAUAAAAAUAGUAUUUUGCUUUUGUGCUCAGUUCUGGAAUGUACCUUCUACUUUUUUAAUACUACAAAUAGCCUUAUUAUUAUAGCGUUAGGAACGAGGAAAUUUUUUUUUUAUUUUAAACACGUUUUAUUCUAGACACCUUGGAAACUUGAAUAAAUGUGUGAUAUGCAGAAAGUUUUCCGAGUAAAAGCCAACAUUUGAGACAUUUAAGGAGGAGGUGAUAUGCAGAAUUUUUUUUUUUUUUUGAUUGCAUGUUACGGAAGUAAAUCUCAAUUAUUUUCUUACUACAAUAAUAAAUAGAGUACAAAUCUCCCACGAUAUUGUACGGUUAUUGUUCGUUACGCUUGCGUGAUCAUGAGUUGUUUCAGCCACGCUUUUCUCGCAUAUGAGAAAUGAAUAAAGAUGUUGGAUAAUAAAUAACUUAUAAAACUUUUUGGUGUGCAGGAUCGCUGAGUAUUAUUACUCGUUGUCUGUAUUUUAAAUCACCAUGCAGGCUCGUCAAAAUACAGUACAACUCGUUGAUUUUUAUACGGUUUAUCGCUUUUGAAUCGCUUUUAAAAACCAUUCUAUUUGUGAUGGCAAAAUGGGAAAUUAGUUAAUUUUAUUAUACGAUAUUUCAGCUUGAAAACGGACAACAUUUAAGUUAUGAUGGCAAAAUGGAAAAUUGAUUAAUUUUGUUAUGCGAUAUUUCAGCUUUAAAAUGGACAAAAUUUAAGAACAGCAACUGAAAACAUUAAGAAUUGAAGAGCAAAAUAAAUCUGUGGAGGGCCAUAUUGAUGGUAUAUUGCAUAACUAGUCAUGCAUUCAUUUAAGGUUCAACUAUAGCUAGCCAUAAGUGAUCUUUUAUUUUGUCUUUGUUGGGCUCUAAACUGACAUCAGAUAUCUUUAUUUCUUUUGAUUCAGGAAAGCGCUAACGUCAGAGGAACAAACGCAAGGGCUUGUUAGACAAAGGUUCUUGAUGAAACGCAGUUCCGCAAAAAUCCUAAUUCUGCAAAAAUAAAAAAAAAUUAAAAAAAGUAACUUUGAAUCCAUUUGUUGUUGUUUUUUUUCUACGCUGUUGAAAGUACCGAUGGCACCUAACGAACACAGCUUUCAUGGUUGCUUCAGACAGUCCAAUCAUAUACUGGGUGAUUUAGUAUUAUUAACUAAGUUGAUAACGUAAAUUGGCCACUGUAAAGAGUUUCAAAGCUGAUGUUUUGAGUGCUAGCCCUUUGUCAGAGCGAUUGACGAAGAAGAUCGAAUCGUCGGACGAAUUGCUCUGAGGAAGGGCUAAACGUCAGCUUUGAAACUCUUUACGGUGGCCAAUUUACUUUAUCAACUUAGUUUAUAAUGCUUAAUUACCCUGUUAUACUCUUCCACCGACGCAACACCAUAUUUUCUCUAGAGACGUACCCGCUUUAUUCAGUCAUAUACUGACUGGACAUCGCAUUGUCUCAGGUGCACGUUUUUGAAAUUCUUCACCAUCGCUUGGUAUGAAAAGAAAUAUAUUAGUUAUUUCAGGAUGAGGUUGCGAUAGGUACGUCAAAACACGUGGUAACGCGACGAAACACCGUUGCUGCCCAUUAACCACAAUUAUUAUCAAUAUACGCGGCCAAAUAGAAAAUCGGCCUCUUCAAAACACACGCUCAGCGGGCCGCAAAAGACUGACAGCGGGCUGCUAAUGCAUUAUCAGCCCUACAGCUGAUUGGUUCUUGCUUCAUCAUCCGAUGGAUCAUUUUAAGGUUAACUUUGUGAUAUGCCUAUUAUUUAUAGACGAUUUUAAGCAUUUUUCGGUAAUUUUCAAUAAGUUCACUGGACUGAGUUGAUUCUUUAAUAGCUUGUUCAAUCAACACUUACAUGAUGAUUUGAAGUGACUUUGAAUUCGUCAUUCACUUAGCUUGUAUUAUUAAAACUCGCAUUCUUGAUAUCAUUUGGCCUUGUUUAUUGAUAAUAAUGAUAAUGACAUGACUUUUGAGGGAAUAUUGUUUAUUUGCGCCCUUGUAGUGUCAUUUGCGGCCCUCGCGCUUCGCGCUCGGGCCGCAAAUGACACUACGCGGGCGCAAAUAAACAAUAUUCCCUCAAAAAGUCAUGUUAUUCCCUUAUUGUCAAGGUUGCCUGGUGUCGAUCUUCGUAGUUAAGAUAAGAGCAAGUUGAACAAUCGUCCCACAGAAGGCAAGUUUGACUUAGGUCGAACCACUCAAAUUAGCAGCUAUUUUAAACAAAACUUUUUCCUGUUUUGAUUGUUCAUUGAUAUUACUGGCAACAUCUAGCACUCAAACCAUGUUAUGAUCAAUUGUCUAUCAAGUUCCGGGUUCGAAUUUAGGUGACGGCUUAAAAGGAGUACAGAGGGUGACUCUUACCUGUCGGAGUUUAGAAGGUAAACUUUCAACAGCUCUUCAGUUAACGAAGGUAGGUAAGUGUUUCAUCAUUAUUGAAAUGCUUCUCUAAACAGUCGACAAACCUUUUAAGUUGUCAGGUAAGCGUAUAGAUCAAGCCCAACUUUGGACAAAACUAUACGGAAAAGAUGAACCCUCUAAAAAUUUGUCUCGUUGUUUAGGUGUGGCUUCGUAGUUCAUUUGGUAGUGAGGCCCAACGAGUAUCGAUAUCGGGAAGAAACGGGAUCGAAUCACGGUGAAGCCUAAAUUUUUUAGGCUUCUCUUCAACAGUCCCUUUAAUCGUAGCUCAGCCACGAGGAUCAUUACUUUACGUUUUUCUCAUCUGCAGGUCAAAUGAAUGUUAAUUCAUUUAAAUUGUGAUUAGUUUGCACACUUUUAACGAGAACUUUAGAUAGCGCCUUAAUUCUAGACGAGAGCUACUAAAAGGAAAUAAAAUUAAGGAGAAAAGGGUUACUCGGCAUUACCUUACUUUGAGGGUAGCAAUGUAAGGUCAGUUUAUAGAUCGAUCGUUUUUACUUUUAACAUUUGUUUAAAAAACUCCUCAGUUACGCACACAAAGCGGAAAAGCUUGCUAAUCUUUUGUGAGCGCAAUAUAUACCUGGGAUCAUGCAUUUUUUCAUUUCUCACCGGUACAAUUUUGUAGCUUAUCUUUCAGUGCCAGCUCAACCAAGAAAAGUAAGGACAAUUUUCUUAAGCAUAAAAUCGGAACAAAUGGAGGAUCGGUAAAUUUGCUAUCGAAAAGUUAGCGGAAAUUCAGCGUUGGCUAACGGUUUAGUUUUAAAUCUGUUAAUAGGCAAUUUUUCUACGCUUGUUUCAGUUGAGGUGUUAUAAUCAAUUUUGGACUAGCUUUUGUUAAACUAUGAUGAGUGCAACCGCACGUUGCUUAAGGAUGAAAAUGUAGAAAAAAAACCAAACUUGUUCCCUUUCCAACUUGUGGGACCCCUAGUUACGGGCUCAUCUAGUUCUAAACAAGAGUUUUUUUUUCCACGGGCUUAGAACCUUAUUCUGCUUUAUGCCCCUUAAAGGACAUUUGGUAACUUACCCUUAACCCUCCCUCCAUAUAUUUGAUUUCUUCCCCUAACCCCUAACCCUCCCCCCCCAUAUGCAUAAUCUCUCUCACCUCACUUCCUUCCUUCUCCAGAACAGUUAGAGAGCAUGAAAAUUAUAUGCAAUUUUCUACUCAUAUGCCGCAAAGAGUGGAAAGCAUGCAUUCCAUAAGCCUUUUGAUAAAGGCUUAAUUUUACUUUUUUAUUUGUUUAACAGCACCAUGUUGAUGAUAACCUUACUUAUGGUGGCGUUGGUGGCUCAUGUCACGCAAGGUGAAACCAGUUACAAUACUGGCGAGGGCACCGUUUACAAGCUAUCAGUGGUACAAGAUGUCACGCUUGAACGUCCAAACAGAAACUUCAACUAUUUGCCGUUCCUUCUCGUUUCUCAGCAUCCUGGUUAUCCCAAUAAAUGAUCGCUUGUAAAGUUUGAACAGCUACCGAGGUACUCCCCAGCUUACAAGAUCUUAUCUGCGAAGAUGUACCUGUACUAUGUCUACGCAAACAAGCCCAGCUGGCAUUCCAUUACCACAACCCCUUUUAUCCCCCGUUAUAUGCAGGUUCAUUUGGUGAAAAAAUCCUGGAACGAGUAUCAAGCUACCAGCUCCAAGCGCACAUCAUCUACCUAUUGGUCGAAGCGAUACCUUGGUUUGGAUAACACUGACGCAGAGGCGGUUCCUCAAGAUCGAUCACCAGUUGUUAUCUUUCCAUAUCGCCCUCGAGGCUUCGUGGAGUUCGACAUCACACGAGCAGUCAGAAGUUGGCAGAGAGGAGUACCUAACCACGGCCUUGUGAUCCGUGCAAUUAAUGAAUUUCAGAAGGGAAGAGGCAUUCGGUUUGCAAGCAACGCGGAUCGCGAUCGUUCAAGACAUGCUAUGUGCUUGUUCUAUGCAGACAGUAAAGAAAGCUUGUCGUUCUUACCCUCCCUCUUAUCAAGAUUAUAGUUUAAUCGUAUCGUAUCACAGAUAGGGGGUUGCUUGUAUCUGCACUCUGUGGAUGACAAUAAAAUAUCACACAAGGCCUGUUUUUAUUUUUACUCGUUUCUGCAUGCACACCUGUAGCUUUAGGAGAUAUAAUUAAUGAACCAGUGACAUGGUGAUUCACUCUACAUUAAUCCAUCGUGCCCAAAACAUUAUUCAUGUAGAAAGACAUACACUGUUUAGUAACAACGUGAUUAUAGACUGUUUUAUUACAUCGCUGGCAGCGCCCGUGGGCAAAAUAAAGCGAAUCCUGUGUUCUGAUUGGCUACCUGAGCCAUCUUGCCCUCUUUGAUCCCGCGCAAGAAAAGGAAGUUCGUUCGGUGGACCUAAAGAGUUCUUUAUUUUUGGACAAUGUCGGUGAUAAAGUCGAAAAAAAAAACAGUAGAGGACAGUCACAAAAAGAAAAUAUAAAAUGUUAUCGUUGGUUUGUUGUGCUACAAACACAUUUGGCUGUCUUCCCUGGCUCCCUCUCGAGAUCGCAGAAUAUCUUUGGUAAGGGACUAUUGGAGAUACAGUAGUAUCAGUUUGCUUUUCGUAGUAAAAUCAGCUGGAAUUAUAUUUUUGAGGCGACCGACUGUGGACGAUUUAUUUUGAUUUUGUUCCUGUUAGAGGAACGGUAGUAAGCGUAGUCUCUUUUGCAACGUUAUUUGGUCUCGUCACGCAAUGGCUCUCUCUCCAACGGGGACUAGAGGACGUUGUGUGACGAGACCAAAAAACGGCUGCGAAAGAGACCGCAGUAUGCGUGGCACCGAUACAUUUUAUUUUUGAUGAGAAGUACUUAUACAAUAAAGACAAUAGACCACAAAAUACCUGUGUGAUUUAAGAUAAAUUAGGUUUUUUCUGUUUCCUUUAAAGUGAAGUAAUGCGAUAUUUUCGUUCUUUUGAAAGUUGAAAGAAAACCAUAGGAAUACAAAGUGUCCCAUCUCGACCUACACAGCUGAGAAAAUAACUUGUAUGCUACGCAUGCCUAUGUUUAACAGAGCAAAAUUUCUUUGCUGUAUAUAUGAAAUUGUCUAUUGACCAAACUUUUUCGGUCAAGAUGGCUGGAAAUUGACUAAAAUUUGUUUUAUGGUAUAGCCCCAAGUUUGAAACAGGCAUCGACUAAACAUUCUCAUGGAGCUUGAUCUCGUGAUUUGUUUUAUUGCAUUACAUUAAGGGCCCGCGCUAAUUUUUCGCAAUUAAGGGUGCCACAAAGAAGGAUGCACAUUGGAAUUCCAACGAGCAAAACAGCGUAAUUAACGUAACAUGGAUCUGAUCACAGCAGGAGCCUUGGAGACGUUACCAAAAGUAAGUGCUGUUUGUUGUUAUAUAAUAAGCUCAGUUGUGCACGCAUUCUGAUUGGUUCUCACUUAUGAUCUAUUGGAGGACAGACGUAUACAUGACGUCAUCAUUAAAACUUUUUUUAAUUCUUUAUUAUAUAAAACAAAUAGAUUCCAAGUUGCCGUGCCUCUGUUCAGUAAUAGAUCACAGAGGACGUCAAAAUGUCGAUAGGUGCUAUAUUAUCGCGACAUAUUAUAGGCGUUAUAUUAACCUGAAAAGGUGGAUUUAAAGCUUUUGACUUCUGUGUUUUUAAUUUGUUCAAUAAGAAUUUUUGCGAAAUUCCAUUUCAUCCAGAAUCUUUGCCUGACAAGCCCUUGUUUUUAUUCCUGUUUUGUCAGCGCUUUCCAAAAUUAGAUUUGUUUUAUUCUAGUUUCGAGCCGAACAAAGACUUUGAAAUACAUUGAGAUUUAUUGCAGCCAGUUGAUUCUUAAUUGGAAUUAGGUCAUUAGCUUAGCUCAUUAGGUCAUUCAAAUAUUUAUCAUUAAGUUUGAUUUGUGUUUUCAAUAUCAAAAUGAAGCUUGGUCUCCAAAGUACUUUUUUCUUGCCGUUCCCGAAUUUUGCCUGAUUUCGAGCGAAAAUAUUCUAGGAUAACUCUCUCUCGUUAAUAAUAUUGUCAUUACAAGUAAAACGGUUUCAUGCCGGGCAUACAAAGGCAAUAAAUAGUAUACAUUUGAACUUAAUAGUCACUGGACUUCAACAUCGUGAGAUAUCACAACCAAAAAGUAUCUUCACGUCACCUCUACUUUAAAUGUACUAAACGUUCGGUUUUAGUCAAGAACUUUUCUUCACAUCGCACAUUAAGUCAAAGUUCCUGAGUAAAACGUGUUUAGAAUAAACUAAAUUUUCCACGUUUUUUCUUAGCAGCACAAAAGCAAUAUCAGAGCUCUUGGUGCCCAUCAUUUAGUUUGCUUGUGUAAAAAUCUGAUGGAGAUAUAUUGAUGUUUGUUUGCACUAUUAGAUCAAGUCACAUAAAUUCUUUGCUGUUUUUAUCUGGAGAUUCCCAAGCAUAGAAAUCAGAAGGACUGUCUGCAAGUGUAAUAUUUAGCGGCAAAUUGAGUCACCAACAGCACUUGAUUUUCUUAAGUGCUGUACCCACGCAGUACUAUGUUAACCCAAACAUAAUCUCAAAACUUUUUCUUUGGAAAAAAAAAUAAGUAAUACUACAUCCAGGAAAUAAUUAACAAAUAGAUCCCAAGUUGCGGUGCGUCUGUUCAGUAUUAGAUCACGGAUGACGUCAAAAUGUGGUAAGAACAAAAAAGUGGCAAACGAGGCGCAGCCGAGUGUGUCACUGAUGUUUCUCCAAAGAAAAAGUUUUGAGAUUAUGUUGGGGUUAACAUAGUACUGCGUGGGUACAGCACUUAAGAAUUUGCUGGUGCGUGCAGCGAAAGUAUUCUUUUAGCGGCGAUUGUUUGUAAUAAAGUAUCCAAUGUAAUAUGCUGGAAACUAAUGUUUCCGGUUCAUUCUCUGAAAACCUUUUUUAUGUGUUCACCUCCUUCUCAAUAUCUGCUGAUUGUAAAAUCAAACAUGCACACAUGUUUUGCGAAUUUGUGUGAAAAUCAAGUGCUGUUGGUGACUCAAUUUGCCGCUAAAUAUUACACUUGCAGACAGUCCUUCUGAUUUCUAUGCUUGGGAAUCUCCAGAUAAAAACAGCAAAGAAUUUAUGUGACUUGAUCUAAUAGUGCAAACAAACAUCAAUAUAUCUCCAUCAGAUUUUUACACAAGUAAACUAAAUGAUAGGCACCAAGAGCUCUGAUAUUGCUUUUGUGCUGCUAAGAAACACCGUGGAAAAUUUAGCUUAUUCUAAACAAGUUUUACUCAGGAACUUUGACUUAAUAUGCGAUGUGAAGAAAAGUUCUUGACUAAAACCGAACGUUUAGUACAUUUAAAGUAGAGGUGACGUGAAGAUACUUUUUGGUUGUGAUAUCUCACGAUGUUGCAGUCCAGUGACUAUUAAGUUCAAAUGUAUACUAUUUAUUGCCUUUGUAUGCCCGGCAUGAAACCGUUUUACUUGUAAUGACAAUAUUAUUAACGAGAGAGAGUUAUCCUAGAAUAUUUUCGCUCGAAAUCAGGCAAAAUUCGGGAACGGCAAGAAAAAAGUACUUUGGAGACCAAGCUUCAUUUUGAUAUUGAAAACACAAAUCAAACUUAAUGAUAAAUAUUUGAAUGACCUAAUGAACUAAGCUAAUGACCUAAUUCCAAUUAAGAAUCAACUGGCUGCAAUAAAUCUCAAUGUAUUUCAAAGUCUUUGUUCGGCUCGAAACUAGAAUAAAACAAAUCUAAUUUUGGAAAGCGCUGACAAAACAGGAACAAAAACAAGGGCUUGUCAGGCAAAGAUUCUGGAUGAAAUGGAAUUUCGCAAAAAUUCUUAUUGAACAAAUUAAAAACACAGAAGUCGAAAGCUUUAAAUCCACCUUUUCAGGUUAAUAUAACGCCUAUAAUAUGUCGCGAUAAUAUAGCACCUAUCGAACACAACUAUGUCUGAUUGGAAAUCGCAUCGUUCGAUCUGGGUAAAAUCUUUGAAAUUCUUCAUUAUUGUCCGGCAUGGAAAGAAAUCACCUGAUUUCCUUUAUUUCAGGAAGGGGUCAGACUACUAAGGCAGCCUGAGUACGUGGAAAAAAAGGAAAGAAAAUCAGUAAAUUUGGACUCAAUGCUCUUUCUGCAAACGCGGCAAAGCAGCUAGUGUUACGUAGUUAGGUCAUUAAGUGCGUGAUUCAGCAAGUGUAGCUAACGUCAAACUAACACUCAAAUACGUGUUUGUUCAUUUGAUAUUAAUAUCCGCCAACAUCUAGCCUUAAACGAUGCAAUGUUCAGUUGUCCAUCAAGUUCCGGUUUCGAAUUCUAAUGACGACUUAAAAGAGAUCGCGGUGAGUUGCAAAAACCAGUCGGAAUUGCGAAGGUUAGCUAUCAACUGCACUUCAUUAAACGAAGGUAAGUAAGUGCUUCAUCGUUGUCACAAUACUAGUUAUGUUAAGCAAAUUUACACUUUUUUUUAACAAGCCAAGAAAAGAGUUCUCAAUUUUCCUUUUGUGUGUUUGCCAAUAAUUCGCCAAAGUCAACUUCCUUCGCUGACCUCGUUAGUAAAAUUGGACAGAAGUUUCUUUGCAGUUUAGAUGAGUGUUGAGAACAAAAGUGAAAUCAGGUGAACGUGGAAUAGUAAAUUUUGUCCAUAAACGCUUGCUGGUUAUCGAUUUAAAGGUAAUAAAGGGCGCUAAAGUUGAAAAUUGAAGACGAGUUUUAUAUUGGCCAUAUCACGACCAUGUUACGAUUGAAAAGAAUGGAAUGCAGAUGAAUCCCUAAUCGUUACAAUCUGCUUUAAUAUAAAGUUGAGCCUUUCUGUUGCCUCCUAACAUAUUUCGGUGAUAUAUCGAUUGUCUUUGAAAUCAUUUAUUUUCUUAUAACAAAGUGCGUAGGUUUUUAAAGAAAAUCUGGUGUUGCGUAAAUGGUGGGGAAUAACAUGAUAAUUUGGUUUUAUCACCUGAGUUAACGUAAAUUGGCCUCCGUAAAGAGUUUCUAAGUUCUUGAAGCCGGCUUGGUUGGUGAAUAAAGAGAAUAAAAGUCAGCCUGGUGUUAGUUCAUUUUAAGGAUUGCUCAGUGAUUUCAAUUUCAAGACUACUCGCCACUUUUAGAAUUUUAUAUUCAAUCGAAAAAAAUAUGUUUUAUUAGCUGUUCAGUGACGCACAGGAGGCUUGUGAAUCUUUUUGGUCUUUUCUGAAUGCAAGAUGAACUUAUUAUUUUCACUCAUCUGUUCAUUUCAGAAAUUCCUUUUGUGCUAAUUCAAAGACCAGGCAGAAACCGACCAUCAUCAUAGAGCCAACAUGACACAUGUCAAAUGUCAGUUGGGAGUCGUCGUUUUUGUUCUCCUGGGUGGGUAGUAAACUUUUUAUUAAAUAUUUACCACUGAUCAUCUUACUUCUAAUUAUAAAUCAGCGAUCCUCGGAUGGCUAUAGCAGUAAUAAUCCGGCAGUCUGGCAGCGGUUACAUUUGGACUUAUCCGAGUGCUCGAAAACGUAGGAGCAAAAAUUAUCUUUGAUAUUUUCAAGAUUCUCAACUAGAUGGCGACCGAAGCUAAAAGAAUUUAGAGUGCUUUUCUGCUGAGUCGUAAAACCAAAGCCUCAACAAUCUCGACGGCUAACAAGAGAGAGAAGAAAAUUGUCGGAAAGAGCUAACGAGAGGUCAAAGAGUAGGGAAACACGGGUAACAAUUGGAAUGGGUUAUAGUUUUCUGCCUGGUUGUUUAAGGAUCGGAGGUGGUGCGAGUUUUUUUAACAAAUUAUAGAACGAGUUAAACAGAACCGAUGAUAUCUCAAAUCCUUUUCCAGGAUCAUUUGAAAACUUCUCUUAUUAGGAAAGUUGAUCGUCAUAGUAAGGAAAUAAGUAUUACACACUGAUCAUUCACUUAUAUCUUCUCAGUGUAUAUUAGAGAUAAAAGUCCAAACUUGAUCUUUCAUCAUCACCAUCAUAUUAAUGAUUGCUCAGACUAUUAUUGAUAUCAUACUCAUGAUUACUGAAGCUAUCCCCAUCCAAAGUUAAAUUUUGAGUCAGUUCAUUGCCUCACGUUCAUUUCAGUAGUUAAUAAACAUUUUUUCUUUUCUUAAAGCCAUAAAGGUCCUCUGUCAGAACCCUGUUGAACUCCAUGAUUUCAUAGAACGUUGUGAUUCGCACCGCACGAACUGCUGUGGCGGACUAGUUUAUCAUCCACUUUCACAGCUGUGCUGUUUAGGCGCUAUUCAACCGGUUGGUGGUCCUCAAUACUCUUGCUGCGGGAAAACUUUCUACAAUACUGGAACACAGCUCUGUUGCUCAGGUGUCGUUUACGACAAAACUCUUGCCAAAUGUUGUGGGUAAGAACGCAUUUUAAAGGCAAUUUUAUACGUAGAGGCCAGUUUACUCACUUGAGAGGUCUCAGGUUUUCGUUUUUGUAACAUCAUUUUGUUAAUGGCUGCGAUAAACUUGUAAGAUGAAUAAGUUGUUCGGUAUUUCUUCGUCUUCCUUUAACAGUGUCAUUGUAAAUUGGCAGUUUCUUCUUCUGUUGAAACAUACGAUCGAUUCUUCCACAUGAAAUCCAUAUGAUACGUACAAAUCACCUCACUUUAAACAGUCAAGAUCUGCAGGAUGACUUGAGCGGUUUCGAAAAUAAGCACCAUCAUUUCGAUUGAUUUUAUCAGAGUUUUUUUGCAUUUCAUUCGGGUUUUCUGAUAACAAGUAUGAAUUAUGUUCAUGUAGCCAUAACCAGACGGGUACAAAUGCAGUAUUAUUUGAUCUGAAUUAACUUUUUUCGAGUUAUUUUAACAAUUUUUUAUUUUCAUUCCCCGUGAUAAAUACUCUGCAAAAGUUUUUUUUUUUUCAACUCAAACCUAAAGCAGAACUGUUAAGCAGAGUAAAAUACACAUCUUUAAACAAUUUUUCCCUUUAGCUCUGGAUCCUACUGCUUUACUUCUGUACUCUUGCUUUAAUCCUUAUUGGUCAAAAAAAUGUUUCUUUCGUCUUGUCAUGCGUCAGCGUGGAACAAAGAAAAUUCUGAGCAUGAUAGUAAAUCUCAAUCAGGAAUCUUUUUUGGGGGUCUUUAGAUCUGCACACUAUUAUCCCACUACUCAACUCUGCUGUGGAGGAACAGUUGUUCAUAAAACCCAAGGCUCUGCCUGCUGUGGAAAAAGAGUUUAUAACACCAACACCCAGGUAGAUAUCAACGAAAUGAUUUGAUAGAUGGCGAAUUUAUACAAUAUAAACAUGAUCAGUUUAUAACUAAUCGAGAUUACAGAAAUACAUCUCAUUUUUAUUCUUGAAGUGGUGAUUUCUAAUACAUUACAGACUCGCAUGAAAACAUCGUAAGCUCCCUCCCUCGUUGAGUUAUCAAUAUUUAUGGUAGCACUUUUUCAGAUACUUCUUUAUUCACUGUUUUUAUUAUACUUGCCAUCUUUACGCUAUUAUGCCAGGGUCAUAAUAGAUGAAAUAGAGAAAUAGAGAAGCUUAGAGAAAUACUAAGAAACCUCGAUUUAAGAAGAUAUCAAUAGAGAAAAGAGCAAGUCUAAGAUCAUUUUACUUUUCCUGAUUCUCAUAUUUACUCGUGGUCUUCAAUUCGUAAAGUAGUAUUUAAAGAUAAAUUAGAGGAAUACAUGAAACAAUUUGGUGUUGGUGGUGUUGUUCCAAAUCAAGCCAUGGAUCGGUGAGCUGUUGUGGCACGACAGUGAUCUUCUCCAAUUAUCAACGUUGCUGCGAUAAUAGAGUGUAUAACCCAUCAACUCAGGUAGAUAAGUUUUGAAGGUUAUCUCUGACAAAACGUGCAGCUGAGGUCACCGAAAGUGAACUUAUAGAAACUUGUUGCCCAAGGAGCACUAAAAAAAAGCAUCUCCUCGCGACUAAAUUGCUUUUACAUAUAUAAGAGUAUGCAUGGAAGGGAAUCAAUAGCAAAAAUACAUUGACUAUGAAAAUACUGCUCAGUGUCUUUCGUUUCAUCGGUGGAGUACCUUUCAGAUUAAAGCCCAAAAUUACAGACGCUUAACCCUCAUUUUGCAGACUCCCCACUUUAACACUCAAGUAAGAUCAUUUAAGAAUUCCUUGAAAUAAUCCCGAGCUUUGUUCUGACCAUGUUUAAAUUUGAUUUUCUGUUUUUCAUUUUUUUCUUUUAUUUGGUUUAUGUUUAACGCUGAAAUACUAUUUUCCAUGCUUUUGUGAAGGUUUGCUGCUCAGGAGUAAUCUCCAAAAAACCACACGGUGUAUCAAAUCCAAGAUGCUGUAAAACCCUACCCUACAACCCAAACACUCAAGUAAGAUCAUUUAAGAAUUCCUUGAAAUAAUCUUGAGCUUUAUUUUGAGCAUGUUUAAAGCUAACUUUCUGUUUCUCAGUUUUUUUCUUUUAUUUGGUAUAUUGUUAUUCCUCGCUUAUACAUUGUACCCACAUUUUUCAGAAACCUUGGACUGAGAACUUCAAAAAUCUAAAAUAAAACUUAUUGAUCAGGUAGCGCAAAAACAUGCGUUCAAUGGGUUCAUCCACAGCACCAACACCCAGAUAGAUAUCAACGAAGUGUUUUGAUAGAUGGCGAAUUUAUACAAUAUAAACAUGAUCAGUUUAUAACUAAUCGAGAUUACAGAAAUACAUCUCAUUUUUAUUCUUGAAGUGGUGAUUUCUAAUACAUUACAGACUCGCAUGAAAACAUCGUAAGCUCCCUCCCUCGUUGAGUUAUCAAUAUUUAUGGUAGCACUAUUUCAGAUACUUCUUUAUUCACUGUUUUUACUAUACUUGCCAUCUUUACGCUAUUAUGCCAGGGUCAUAAUAGAUGAAAUAGAGAAAUAGAGAAGCUUAGAGAAAUACUAAGAAAUCUCGAUUUAAGAAGAUAUCAAUAGAGAAAAGAGCAAGUCUAAGAUCAUUUUCCUUUUCCUGAUUCCCAUAUUUACUCGUGGUCUUCAAUUUGUACUGUAAAGUAGUAUUUAAAAAUAAAUUAGAGGAAUACAUGAAACAACUUGAAAUAAAUUGAUAUUCACUUUCUCCGACGAUUAAAUUUUCAGGUAUGCUGUGGUGGUGUUGUUCAUCCCAAACCAAGCCAUGGACCGGUGAGCUGUUGUGGCAUCACAGUGAUCUUCAAUUAUCAACGUUGCUGCGGCAAUAGAGUGUAUAACCCAUCAACUCAGGUAGAUAAUUAUUGAAGGUUGUCUCUGACAAAACGUGCAGCUGAGGUCACCGAAAGUUAACUUAUAGAAACUUGUUGCUCAAGGAGCACUAAACACUUACAACUUUCAAAUAUCAAGGGAACAAGUUUGCCUUACCAUUACUGCUAUAAAAUGUUUUAUCCUCUUUUUUUUCCUUUUUUUCCCUUUUUUCCCUCUCUUCAAAUGUAUUAUCUAGAUAAACGAAUGAACAAAUGAAUUAACAAAAUAACAGCUACAUUGAUGUGAAGAGGAUUGGCUAGUGGACCAAGACCCACCUUGCAGUUGCGCCGGUGCUAGAUCAAAUUCCAUUAACGAAUUUUUUAAAACAUUUUUAUUCGAAUUCAUUAGUAUAAAGAUCUUCAUUGUACUUUGUUUAACUUUUCAGGCCUGCUGCGGAGACAGCGUAUUUACCAACAAGCUUUGCUGAGGAUCUGUACCGUAUAAUUCAAAUACCCACUGCUGCAAAUCAGGCUUCGUUCAACUUAAAGGCUGCUGCCAUGGAAACUCCCUGUCUUCACCCUGUCGCAUACAACCUUGAUCGAAAUGUUGCAAUUUUACUGUACCUAAUGAUUUAGAGGUGCUUUGCUUUAGCGACACUCUAUAAGCAGGUUUGUCGCCUUCAAUUUUUGUGCUUGGGCCACAGCAGAUUCUUAAGCAAUGAC
This is a messenger RNA of Pocillopora meandrina, 34341 nucleotides long. Lineage: Eukaryota; Metazoa; Cnidaria; Anthozoa; Scleractinia; Pocilloporidae. The record is from the annotation of a GenBank genome assembly.